GUGAUCGGCCAGCCCCUCGUCGAGCGGGCCCGGUGCUCCUUCGCGGCCGCCGCCGCGGUCGGCGCGGAGGCGGCCCUCGAGCCACGCUACUGGCGGGCGGCCUGGCCGGCGGGGCUGUUCGAGACCGCGCUGGAGCACGCGGACCGGGUGCUGCUGGCGCUCAGCCGCCUGCGCUACACGGCGACCUCCCAGGCGGCCGAGGGCGAGGCGACCAGCGCGUUCUUCUGCGGGCUGCUGCAGUCGGAGGCCUUCCGGGGCGCGGGCCGCCUCUUGGAGGGGGAGCUGCGCGUCGUGGAGGAGAAGCUGGCCCAGGUGUUCGAGCACGAGCUGGAGGACGAGCCGUCGGUGCUGCAGGACCCGGGCCUCUGGGACGACCAGCGGGCCGCGUGGGGAGCCGCGGUGCGGGAGCUGGUGCAGGAG
Molecule: messenger RNA, 420 nt
Organism: Prorocentrum cordatum
Lineage: Eukaryota; Dinophyceae; Prorocentrales; Prorocentraceae
Source: the annotation of a GenBank genome assembly